Caenorhabditis angaria is the source of this 4299-nucleotide messenger RNA. The record is from the annotation of a GenBank genome assembly. Lineage: Eukaryota; Metazoa; Nematoda; Chromadorea; Rhabditida; Rhabditidae.
AUGUCAAAAAAACCGAAUAAUGCUGAAAAGGUGGUAAGAAUAAAAUAAGAAGAAAACAAUAAGAUUGAAAUGAUUUUUGCAGAUAAAUGAAAAUGAAAACAAACAAGGAGAGUUUGAAAAAAAUUUAACGAUUCGAACACCGACAAAAGGAAGAAGAAGUUCGAGUAUUAAAGGAGCUGCAGGUGCAAUGGUAAGUUAAUAAUAAUUGGGUCUCAAGAAGAAAUCGGGGCUAGAAUGAGCAAAUUUGAUUUUCAAAAUCAUGAAAAUGCUUUUCUCGCCAUGAAAUAAUUCAGAAUGAUUUAAUUUCGAAAAAAUAUGUGCCACGUGAAAAAAAUUUGAAAAAACAGGCGGCCCGAAAGAAAUAGGUCACGUCUGCACGCCCUUUUCUUUCGAAAAAUUUUAGGGCGAUCGGGACGAACAAUACAGUAAUCUCCUAAAAUGGUAUAUGAAUGUUUUACGCCCCCAUCUUUUUUAUUACGUGCCCCCACGGUCAUUUAUGGUUUCAUGCCCCCACUCAUUAUGACUUAUGCCCCUACCCAUCACUGAGCGUAGUGUAGUUCAGCUACCCAGGUAUUGUGGAUUAGCAAACCGACUACUGUAGAUUAGCAACCAGAUUACUGUAGAAGAGCGACCCAACUACUGUAGAUUAGCAACCCAAGUACUGUAGAUUAGCAACCCAAGUACUAUAGAUCAGCUACCUAGGUACUGUAGAAUGGGAACCCAAGUACUGUAGAUUAGUGACCCAACUGCUGUAGAUCAGCCACCCAGGUACUGUAGAUCAGCGGCCCAGGUACUGUAGGUUAGCAACCCAAGUACUGUAGAUCAGCUACCUAGGUACUGUAGAAUGGGAACCCAAGUACUGUAGAUUAGUGACCCAACUGCUGUAGAUCAGCCACCCAGGUACUGUAGAUCAGCGGCCCAGGUACUGUAGGUUAGCAACCCAGGUACUGUAGAUCAGCUACCUAGGUACUGUAGAAUGGGAACCCAAGUACUGUAGAUUAGUGACCCAACUGCUGUAGAUCAGCCACCCAGGUACUGUAGAUCAGCGGCCCAGGUACUGUAGGUUAGCAACCCAAGUACUGUAGAUCAGCUACCUAGGUACUGUAGAAUGGGAACCCAAGUACUGUAGAUUAGUGACCCAACUGCUGUAGAUCAGCCACCCAGGUACUGUAGAUCAGCGGCCCAGGUACUGUAGGUUAGCAACCCAGGUACUGUAGAUCAGCUACCUAGGUACUGUAGAAUGGGAACCCAAGUACUGUAGAUUAGUGACCCAACUGCUGUAGAUCAGCCACCCAGGUACUGUAGAUCAGCAACCCAACUGCUGUAGAUCAGCGACCCAGGUACUGUAAAAUAGCAACCCAAGUACUGUAGAUCAGCGACCCAACUACUGUAGAUCUGCUACCCAAGUACUGUAGAUUAGUGACCCAACUACUGUAGAUCAGCGACCCAGGUACUGUAAAAUAGCAACCCAAGUACUGCAGUAAUCUGGUUGCUAAUCUACAGUAUCUGGGUUGCUAAUCUACAGUACCUGGGUUGCUAAACAACAGUAGUCGGGGGUCUAAUAUAUAGUAGUCGGGACACUUAUCUACAGUAGUUGGGUUAAUUUUUAUCAAAUUCUAUUUUUUUGGCUUCAUUAAAAAAAAAAUAUAAAUGGUGACAUUUAAUAAAAUGUUGGCACGUUUCCGUGAAAAAUCCAACAAAAAUGAAUCAUUUCAAAUUUUAUGAAGUCGGAAAAAUGGUUGGAGUUCGAGUGAUGUGAGUUUCAUUGGGAAAACUGAGUCGUCAAUAGUUUUGAUCAUUCACAAAUAAUACAUUAUUCGGGUCGAUAAUCUACAGUACUUGGGUUGCUAAUCUACAGUACUUGGGUCGAUCUUCUACAGUAAUCUGGUUGCCAAUCUACAGUAGUUGGGUUGCCAAUCUACAGUAGUUGGGUCCCCAAUCUACAGUAGUUGGUUCCCUAAUCUACAUUACUUGGGUUGCCAAUCUACAGUACCUGGGUUGCUAAUCUACAGUAGUCGGGUUGCUAAUCUACAGUAGUCGGGUUGCUAAUCUACAGUAGUCGGGUUGCUAAUCUACAGUAGUCGGGUUGCUAAUCUACAGUAGUCGGGUUGCUAAUCUACAGUAGUCGGGUUGCUAAUCUACAGUAGUCGGGUUGCUAAUCUACAGUAGUCGGGUUGCUAAUCUACAGUAUCUUGGGUAGUUGUUGUGACAUCGGCUCAGAGUGGAAAAAACCCUGUGGGGGCACAAAACAUUCUGCUCCUGUGGGUGCAUGAAAAACAAGUGGUGGGGGCUUGAAAAACACUUGUUCCACAGUGGGACGUUUCGUGCACCCGGCGCAAUACAUUUUCACGCGUUUUGCGCCCCCACAAUAAAAAAAGUGUCCUGUUUUAUGCUCCCUAAAUUUUACGCCCCCACUGGUUGUUUCGUGCUCCCACCCUUUUUUGUGCCCCCAUCAAUAAAUGGGUGGGGGCAUAGGUGGGUGCGCGAAACAACUGGGUGGGGGUGAAAAACAGGGUGGGGGCGUGAAACGCAGAUUUACUGUAUAUUUGUAUAUUUGUUAAUUUACUGUAUAUUUGUUAAUUUUUAAAAUAAUCAAUGUUUGAGGAUGAAAGACAAGACAGCGAAUUCGAUCAACCUUUGCCUGGAUGUUUUCAAAAAGUAUCCAAAAUCACAAACGAUAAAAUCGAUGAAAAUCUGGCGAAAAUUCCAUAUUUCCAUGGUUUUCUUCUUCACGAAUAUCAACCAAUGAUUUUGAAAACAUUUGGAGAUUUUCUUAUUCGAGUUUCAAUUCGAUAUCCAAAAAAAGCUGGAAAAACAUCAAGAGAAAAGACUGUGAAUUCAAAUAAAGGCAAAAAAUCGAAAGAAAAAUCAAAAGAACAAUCAAAUGAUGGAUCGAUUAGAUUUAAUGUUAUUAUUGGAGUUUGUAUAAGUAAGUGUUUUUAUUUUUUUAUUUUGAAAUAUAAUUUCAUAAAUGAAUUUCAGAAGAUCAAGACAAAGAUAAAGUGGAUCAUUUGGAUGAAACAAAACAUGAAAUAAUUGAUGUUCCAAUGACAAUUGAACAAAACAUCGAUGGAAAAUGGAUUCAUUUUUAUAUCGAUAAAAAGAAAAAAUUUGGAUCAAUUGAAGAACUUACUGAUUAUUAUCGACAUUACACGGGAUUUUAUCGAGAUAAAAAGUUUAGUCUUUAUAAAGGAAUUCCAAUGACAUCUUGGGAAUUGGAUAGAACACAUGUGGAAAUUGGAACAAAAACAUUAGGAGAAGGUGCUUUUGGUGAAGUCAAAUCUGGAACAUGGAAAUGUACAAAUUCGGAUUCGAGAGAAACAAAUACACCAUUACCAGUUGCUAUCAAAAUGGUAAGAUUUGUUAGGGAAAAAUGAUACGAGGUUUAUUGAGCCUUUUUUGAAAUUUCUUGUAAGCCAAAAAUACAGUAAUCCAAGAAAUUUUAAAAUGUUUUUUGAUUUCUUCAAUUUGUUGUUUUUUUCAGUUGAAAGGCGAAGAAUCAAAAGUGGCAAUGAAAGAAAUGAUGCACGAAGCUCGUCUUCAACUUUGUCUUCGCCAUAAAAAUGUUCUCAAAACAUAUGGAGUUUGUAUUCUCAAAACACCAUUUAUGAUUAUUAGCGAGUUUUGUGAAAGUGAGUCUUGUCCUUUUUUUUCUCCAAAAAAUUCAUUUUUUUUUGUUCAGAUGGAGCUUUGCGUGAAUAUUUGAAGAAAAAUAAAGUUGAUAUUGAAGAUAAACUUCGUUUUUGUCUUGGUUCUGCACGAGGUGUUGAUUAUUUGCAUGGAAAAUGUUUGAUUCAUCGUGAUUUAGCGGCUAGAAAUGUUUUAUUAAAUGAUGCAAAAGUUCCAAAAAUUGCUGAUUUUGGUUUAGCUCGUUAUGGAAAUAGUUAUAAAAUGUCAAGUGUUCAAAAAACACCAAUAAGAUAUUUGGCACCUGAAACUCUUCAAUCAUAUAAAUUCACACAAAAAACUGAUGUUUAUACAUUUGGAUUAGUAAUGUGGGAAAUAUUUGAAAAUGGACAAGAACCUUAUGUAAAACCACAACAACAUAUGGAAAGUAUUGUUCCAAAAAAUGGAACAAUUCGAGUUGGACAUUUGAAAGAAGUUAUGAAAAAUGAUUUAUGGAUCAAAUUCAAUUCAGAAACACCGCCAACACUACAAACUUUUAUCGCCGAAAAAGUUUUUGUUUAUGAUGAGAAGAAAAGAGUCACAAUGAUUGAGGUUGUGGCAUUGUUGAAAACAUUGGUUCGAAAAGAUCAGAGCUAUUUGAAGGAUACAAUGGCAACACAAACUGUUGGAUAA